Messenger RNA from Myxocyprinus asiaticus (Chinese sucker), 2003 nucleotides. Its product is annotated as rab-3A-interacting protein-like. Gene Ontology annotation, biological process: exocytosis. Gene Ontology annotation, cellular component: Golgi to plasma membrane transport vesicle. NCBI's taxonomy places the organism in Eukaryota, Metazoa, Chordata, Actinopteri, Cypriniformes, Catostomidae. The record is from RefSeq and is a predicted model, not a curated record. The transcript has 12 exons. Bases 237 to 1532 code for a protein of 431 amino acids. Gene Ontology annotation, molecular function: guanyl-nucleotide exchange factor activity.
UGGCAACCGGCGGCGGUGUUGUGUCUUUGUCCGGCCCUGGUUACUGUCGCUAACCGAAGACUAGUUCAUCAUCAGAAACACAUGCAGUAUGAGAGGGGAAUCGAAAACUGUAUUCAUACAUGCGUUAAAGCAUUAAUAUUGAUUAUAUUUGUGUAUUUCUUUUGUGGAUUAGCGGGAUAUAUGACAGACACACAAUCACUAAUGGACAUAUAGAUAUAUGAAUAUAUUUAGCAGCGAUGGCCAGUGAACCGCUCGAAGGUUUUCAUGAGGUGAAUCUGGCAUCACCCACAACUCCAGAUCUUCAUGGCAUUUCUGAGCUGACUCUACCGAAGCACAACGCUCCACCCAGCGCACUGUAUCGCACACACUCCCUGACCUCCAACGCUCUGACAGCUGACCAGCUGCCCACACAGCCGGUGUACUCCACCCCACGACAUCUGACCUCAGACGACACACACAACAGCAGUGGACAUGAUCCUGCGGUUAGUGUGGACGGGGUGAACGGUGGUGUCCUGUCAUGUGAUGCAAAUGAUGUUCUGAGCGUGAGCACUGACAGUCUGUCACGUCUCAGAAGUCCAUCAGUAAUGGAAGUCAGAGAGAAGGGCUAUGAGAAACUGAAGGAGGAGCUCACCAAAGCACAACAGGAGCUUAAGUUAAAAGACGAGGAGUGUGAGAGACUUUCUAAAGUGAGAGAUCAGCUGGGGCAGGAGCUGGAAGAUCUCACUGCGAGCCUGUUUGAGGAAGCUCAUAAGAUGGUGCACGAGGCGAAUCUGAAGCAGGCCACUGCAGAGAAGCAGCUGAAGGAAGCUCUGGGAAAGAUCGAUGUUCUGCAGGCAGAGGUGUCCGCUCUGAAGACACUGGUUCUGUCCACAUCACCCACCUCACCCUGUAAAGAGAUGCCACCCGGACACAAAGCCCCAUUUAGGAAAGGCCAUGCUCGCAACAAGAGCACCAGCAGCGCCAUGCUGGGCAGCCAGGAGAUCGCAGUGACCCAAUCCAUUAUACGCGAAUCCAAAGAGGUGGACAUACUGCUCUUCACUGAGUUUAAAGCUUGGAAAGAAGAACCGAGUCUAGAGAAGAGCUGCUUGUUCCUGGAGCGCAUCUACAGAGAGGAUAUUUAUCCCUGUCUGACAUUCUCUAAGAGCGAGUUGGGCUCAGCGAUACUGGACGCGGUGGAGCAGAACACACUGAGUGUGGAGCCGGUGGGGUUUCAGACACUGCCAGUGGUCAAAGCUUCUGCCGUCGAGUGUGGGGGACCCAAAAUGGCACAAACAGUCGUGAAGUGUGCUCUCUGUGGUCAAACCAAAACCUGCAAGCACAGAAUCAAGUUUGGUGAUUCAAGCAACUAUUAUUACGUGUCUCCAUUCUGCCGCUAUCGGAUCACCUCCGUGUGCAACUUCUUCACGUACAUCCGUUACAUCGUUCAAGGACUAGUCAAACAGCAAGAUGCAGAGCACAUGUUCUGGGAGGUCAUGCAGCUACGGAAGGAGAUGUCAAAUGCCAAGCUGGGUUACUACAAGGACGAACUGUGAAAAAGUCCCUCAGAGUCAUGGGAGUGUCAUCUAAACCUAACCAACUGGUACUUGACAUGGAGUUCACCAGUCCUGUUAAAGUGGCUUCAUAUGGACCACCACACCUGAACUCCACCAUUACAUCAUAUGUAUUGAAGCAGAGGACAUUUAUGAAAUAUGGAGUAGUGACACGAAAACAUGAGCGGUACCUGAAAAUUGUUCUUUCUGUAGAAUCUGUAUUUUAUUCAACCAAUGAAAGUUGUAAACACACUAAUAAAGCUGUCUCAAAGUCUCUGACAAUGAAAUGUUAAAUGCUAGCUAGUGGUGUGUUGUGUUGUUGUGUUUGUGUAUCGGGAAUGUUCUGUGUGUAUGUAUGUGUGCAAAAAGUGUAUUUCCUCAGAAAUCCCCAAACUCAUUUCACUUCUUCAUUUUGAUUUGAGUGCCUUUCUGAAAUAAAGUUUGACACAUCUAGAGGAGAAAAAAAUGUUGCUG